UCUGUGGGGGAGGAUUUCUCUCCGUUUGGUGCCCAGACUGUGGGACGUGCUGAGCGCCUGUCCUGCCGCUGGUGAAGAGCAGACACGCCCAGGUGGCGGUGAGUUCGCAGGAAGCGGCCCAUCCCAAGCAGGAAGAACCUUCUGCCCGCCGCUUCCGUGGGGAGUUGAAGUUGGAGCAGGGGCCGGAUCAGGGCCAGCCAUGCUCGGUGCAGCCGUCUGCUUCCUGCUGUUAUUGGCUCGGGCCGGGCCCACAGGUGCUGAGAUGAUUUCAGUCACUGCUGACCAAGAUGUGACAAUUAACAUCAGACAAGCAACAGGCAGCCUGAGCUUUGCUGAAUGCCAAAUGUGUACCCAGGAAGGGGAUUGUAACUCAGAGUAUCAGAUCCUUCCAGGAGCAACCCUGCUCUUCAACUUCACCUGCGAUGAUCCUGAGCACAACUUCAUCAUGGAAGUUAAGAAAGAAAUCGCUGAAGCUGACGACCUUGAAGAUCUUCUACCUCAGAGCCUCCCGAAGCUGAACACUACGUACAUCUGGGCCAUCAAUGUGCCUUAUAAUGUUGGUGUGUGGAUAAGCUUUCCUGAGAAUCACCUGCAACAGAUGGACUCUGGCUAUUGUCCGGACUUGGUGCAGUACAUGAUUAAAGGACACGUCCGUUAUGAUAAUAAAAAGGAAGUCCCUGUUGGUACCUUUUGUAGGAAUGGAACGAUUUACAAUCUGAAAAUUCAAGGGAGAACGUUGAUAGCCCUUGAGGUUCCUUGGACCGAGGUGAUUGAUGACGCAGGAUUUCAACUUUCCUUUGUGAAUCCUAUAAAAAAGUUCAGUGUUGUUGAUGUGGUGCUACAGCCGGAGACUCCAGCGUACUUCAUGUCAGCAAACUGGCCCCAGGGUUUCCCCAACGAUGAACUAAUGACAUGGACCUUCGCUGUUCCUUCCAAUCACCAUGCCAAUGUCACAGUGGAGAACUUCACCCUCCCCAGCUGUGUGAAGAGGGAGGCAGGCUGGUUUUUUGGCCCAUCUGUACUCGGAAAGAAGUCAAACCAAUUUCACAAAAGUUUCAUGCUGACUUUGCAGAACUGUGACAUGGACAGUUCAAGUGCCACUGGGCUGACAUUGCGCUUUAAAGUUGAGCUCUUUACUGACUAUGGGGAGAGGUUUGAAAUUAAACUGAGGAAGGAAGAUGCUGUUUCGGUGAAAUUUAAGCAGCUGUUGGAGGACAACAACAGCCUGUUCUGCAUCUGCAAGUUUCCUGUCUCAUCUGACUGUGCCUCUGAGCUGCAACUGAAUCCCGGUGACCACCUCAAUAUUUCCUUCCACUUCCAGUGUAACAGGGCGCACAACAUUACUGUAGAAGCCACCAAGCAUGUCUCCUGUAAAGACCAGGACGAGUGCUCAGUGAAGAAUGUGGAUCUGGUCCUGCCGACUACACUUUCCACCUUGCCGGUACCUCAACAAACAUUCAAGUGGGUCCUCGAAGCUCCACCUGAGAUGACAAUCCAGUUGGCCACCAAACGACUGAAGCUCCAACAACUUCUUCCAGGCCAAAGCUGCAAUGGCAACUUGACUUACAACAUGAGUACAUUCUGUGAGGAUGGGACUAGUUCCACUGUGGGUCUCUUCUGUCCCCAUGGAGCAAUGGAGCAGAUCCAGACCGCUGACAGUGUGUCACUGGAACUGCUGACGUCUGAUGCAUGGAGCUCCAGUGACCUGGACAUCAGCCUGUCCUUCAUUCCACGUGUCACAGAGGACUUCAUAAUGAAAGUUACCCCAGAGGCUGGCUCUCCUGUGCAUCUUCUAACACCCAACUGGGAAUUGGGAAUGCCAAAUAAGUUGACGGCAUCAUGGGAUAUCUCUGUUCCGGAAGACCAUGUGGCUGAGCUGAGUUUCCUGAACCAUUCGAUACCUCACUGUGAGCAUGGACAUGUAAUCAUCAGUGUGGACGAGCAGUGGGAGGACGCCACCUUGACCAGUUACAGGGAAACAGACGCUCUGCCCAAUUCGCCCAUCACUCUGGCCCACAACUUCUGGCUCAACGUCUCUAACUGCGAACCUUCAAGUGGGCACUUGAACCUCAUGUUCCACGUGCUGGUGAAGGAGUAUGAAGAUGACAUGGAGAUGGUGAUGAUCGUUUUGGCAGCUGUGGGAGGAUUGGCUCUGAUCAUCGCUAUCACUGUGAUUGUGUGUUGUGUGAAAAAACGGAGAAGACAGCAAAGCCAGCCUGCCCUCGGCAUCUACAAUCCUAGUGUGAACAACCACAUACCCAGACACCGGUGGAAGUUCGGCAAAACUAGGCAGGAGAACGAGUCUCAUAUUUACGCUGUGAUUGAUGAAGACCGCGUUUACGCUGAUCACUUCAACAAGCCACAGCUGCUGUCCAUCCCGGAGGUGGAUGUGUAUCGACCUUUCCAAGGCCCCAUGGGCAGCGUCCCACCAACUCUCCCACCUCCCCGUGGUACUAUCCCCAAGGGUUCCAGUCCAGAGGCCAUGCCCAUGGUGUCCAAUGACCUGUACACGUUCUCGAUGAAGAAGGUAGAUGUGGAAAACAAUGGGGAGAUGGUCUCUUUCCUCGGGAAUGGUGAAAAGGAUUCCAGUUCAUAGCAAAGCAUCCCGCAGUGUAUGCAAGAACCUAAAUGUGUAAAUAACUGGCGUCUGUCCAAACAACUCAAUGUUAUUUUUCAUGGACUGAUUUUACCACUGAAUGUAGCAGCGUUUAGUUUCUAGGUAACAUUUUGUCAGCCAGAGUUCAGCUCUCCCACCACUGAGCUGAGAGUUCCUGAGCAGAUAUUUCCCAGAGACUCCAGCCGAAGAAUCUUGGUUUGUAGUGUAGUACUGUGGGGAGGGAGUGCUGCACUGCCACAGUGGAGUGAUCCCAGUAUGACAGGUGUGCCUCAAAGAUCCCAUCCCAUCAUUUUGAAGAGUAAGGGAGUUCUGUUUGGUGACAACAACACAUUACAGGUGUUUAUCACACUCCUGUUUGUGGCGACUUGCUGGGCUCACAAGUCCUGUACAAGAAGGAUGGGUUACGUCUAAACUGGCGGAGAGCAAUAUACUUGCAGGGAAGUUUGUUCACCGUAUUCAGGAGGUUUAAACUAAUUUGGCAGGGUGGUGGGAAACUCAGUAGCAGUGCAGAAGGUGGGGAGAUUGCCUACAGUGUAGAGGAUAAUACAAGUAUGUCCAGUGGCAGAACAGACAGAGGCAGGUUAGGAAGCCUGGGAGGGCUGGUGGGCUCACCUAUAUUUACAUUAAUGUAAGGAAUCUCACGGGUAAGUCAGACGAGCUUAGAGCGUGGAUCAGCACAUGGAAUUAUGAUAUUAUUGCAAUCAUGGAAACAUGGUUGAAGGAAGGGCAGAACUGGCAGUGUAAUGUUCUGGGGAUAUGCAAGUUUCACAUGUGACAGAGGGGAUGCGCAAGAAAAGGGAGAGUCACACUGCUGAUUAGGGCAGUACUUAGAGAGAUCAUCCAAUGCAGCCAUAUGGGUAGAAUUUGGGAAGAAGAGAGGGGCAAUCACUUUGCUGGGGUUACACUAUAGGCCUCCCAACAGACAGUGGGAAUUACAGGAACAGAAAUGUAAGCAAAUCACAGAAAAGUUUAAGAGCAGUAAGGUUAUAGUAGUGGGAGAUUUUAACUUUCCCAGUAUUGGUUGGGAUUGCCUCAGUGCCUCAUUAUGUGUGUCCAAGAAAGAAUUUUGAGACAAUCUGUAGAGUCCUACUAAAGUUGGACCUGCACCUGACUUCAUCUUAGGAAAUGAGGCUGGGCAGGUGUGGAUGUCUCAGUUGGGGUACACUUUGGGAACAGUGAUCAUAAUUCUGUAAGUUUCAAGGUAGUUAUGGAAAGGGAUAUAGUUGGUCCUCGAGUUAAGUCUUGAAUUGGGGAAGGCUGAUUUCAAUAGUGUAAGAAAGAACCUAGUGAAAGUAGAUUGGGAGCAGAUGUUGUAGGUAAAACAACAUCUGACAAGUGGGAUCUUCUAAAAUAGGGUUAGUAAGAGUUCAGGAUCAACAUAUUCUGGCCAGGGUGAAAGGCAAAGUUGGCAAGAUUAUGGAACCUUGGAUGACAAAGGUUAUUAAAGGUUUAAUCAGGAAAUAAAAGGAAUCAUAUAUAGGCAAUUGGGAGCAAGGGAGGCUCUUGAGGAAUAUAGAGGGAGUAGGAAAGGGGUAAUCUAUAUGUGGAGCCAGGGGACUUGGGUGAGGUCCUAAAUGAAUACUUCUCCUCUGUAUCCACCAAGGAGAAAUAAGUAGAAGAGAGUGAGUUCAGGGAAGUGUAUAUUGAUGGUAUGUCAGUAGUAAGCAGAUGGAGGAGUUAGAUGCCAUGGGAAACAUAAGGGCUCAUAAAUCCCUGGGGAAACAUAAGGGCUCAUAAGUCCCUGGGGCCACAUGAGAUCUAUCCCAGAAUGUUAUGGGAAACAAGGCAGGAGAUAGCUGGGGCCCUAAUGGGGAUUUUUGCAUGAGGUACCAGAAGACAGAAGGAUAGCGAAAGUUGUUCCUUUAUUUAAGAAGAGCAGCAGGGAUAAGCCAGGUAACUACAGGCUGGUGAGCCUUAUAUCAGUGUAGUGAAAUUAUUGGAGAAAAUUCUCAGUGAUAGGAUUUAUGCGCAUUUGGAAAGGCGGGGACUGAUC
Messenger RNA from Pristis pectinata (smalltooth sawfish), 4610 nucleotides. It is a transcript of the gene cdcp1b, whose product is annotated as CUB domain containing protein 1b. The coding region runs from base 200 to 2596 and encodes 798 amino acids. The transcript has 9 exons. The record is from RefSeq and is a predicted model, not a curated record. NCBI's taxonomy places the organism in Eukaryota, Metazoa, Chordata, Chondrichthyes, Rhinopristiformes, Pristidae.